Molecule: messenger RNA, 201 nt
Organism: Moneuplotes crassus
Lineage: Eukaryota; Ciliophora; Spirotrichea; Euplotida; Euplotidae
Source: the annotation of a GenBank genome assembly
UAUAAUUUCCUGAUGGGUCGCAACAAUUAGGGCAUUCAACCUCAGGUGAUAAUUGAGGACAAAAAAUGGCAUGAACUGAAACUGUUAUCCACAAUAAUUGGCAUAAAAUAAAUCCAAAGUUGAGGGCACAGGCAUAUUCUCAAAAACUAUGAAGCCGAUAUUCCCAAUCUGGCUUAGGCUUUCAAACUUAAAUCCCACACA